AUGGGAGCUCCAGCGGGCGGUCCGCCGCCGGAUGCGAGCAAGCGCAAGCUUGGGCUCAUAAUUGCGUGGGUGGGCAUGCUUGGCUCAACGCCAGACGCGAUGCUGCUCCGGUUUCAAGCACAGGCGGGUGGGGUGCCAGCCUCCAUAUCCUUCUUCCGCUUCAUCAUGACUGCAACCCUAAAUUUCGUCUUUGCCGCCGCCAACUCUGGCGGGAUCGGCCCGCUCUGUGCUGGCGUGGCGCGAUCGUAUAAGGCGAUCCUCGUCGCCGCGAUGAUUGCGAUGGUGUCCAGCCAAGGCUUUGUGUACUCGCUGCUGCUGGUCGAGCCCGCCAUGGCGCUUCUCAUAAUCUCGCUCAACCCCGUGUGGGCGGCGCUGCUGGGCAAGUUCGUGCUCGGAGAGGAACUUCCGGGCAAGACCAUCAUCACCAUCGUCUGCGCCCUAGUCAGCAUGGUGGUGGUGAUGAUACCUCAACUCCUUGUGAUGCUCGGCUACGGUGGCGAGGCCGAAGAAGCCGCUGCGGACACCAAGGGCAGCAACCUGCUCCUGCUAUGGCCUCUCUUUACAGGCAUGUUUAUGGCCCUCUUCAUCACGUGGGCACGUUACCUCGGCAAGGUGUCGCCCGAGACGGACCUGACGGCGACGGGCACGCUCUCUGGCGCGAUCACGAGCUGUAUUUCGUACAAGGUUGCGUACGACCAGGGGAUCACUGACCCCUUCGAGGGGAUCCAGCCUAUCUUUUGGCUAUGGGUGCUGCUCUGCGGACUCGGAAUUACCAUGUACAACCUCGCGCUCGUCAUCGCGCCGCGGUACAUCUCUGGCGCAGACACGGCGCUCAUCAUGCUGCUCGAGACGGUAUUCGCACCCGUGUGGGUCUUCUUUGCCUUUGGCGAAGUCCCCUCGCCGUGGACAAUAUUGGGGGGCGUCAUCCUGCUCGGCGCGCUGGCCUUCCACGAACUCGCCGGGACGGAGGCUGGGUCGGGGGAAGAGGGCGCGCCCCUCGCCCCCAGGAUAACGGGCCGCCAGUCCAUAGCCAUCUCGGUCGGCAGCGGCCCCAAGAAGGGGUCGGGCUUCGACUCCGACGACUACGUCCGCAUGAGCGGCAAGGCAGGCUACCCGUAG
This is a messenger RNA of Emiliania huxleyi CCMP1516, 1119 nucleotides long. RefSeq lists its product as hypothetical. Gene Ontology annotation, cellular component: membrane. Bases 1 to 1119 code for a protein of 372 amino acids. The transcript has a single exon. The record is from RefSeq and is a predicted model, not a curated record. Lineage: Eukaryota; Haptophyta; Isochrysidales; Noelaerhabdaceae.